Messenger RNA from Naegleria fowleri, 1995 nucleotides. RefSeq lists its product as uncharacterized. Gene Ontology annotation, cellular component: microtubule cytoskeleton. The record is from RefSeq and is a predicted model, not a curated record. Gene Ontology annotation, molecular function: microtubule binding; microtubule severing ATPase activity; ATP hydrolysis activity. The transcript is spliced from 2 exons. NCBI's taxonomy places the organism in Eukaryota, Heterolobosea, Eutetramitea, Acrasida, Naegleriidae. Gene Ontology annotation, biological process: microtubule severing. The coding region runs from base 1 to 1995 and encodes 664 amino acids.
AUGCACGAAUUUAAAAACAACUCUUCGGGAGUGGCUUCUGCUCUACAAUAUAAUAGUAACACAACUUCUUCAAAUAAUAAUCAUUUGUCUCGGAAUUCUUCAGUUUCAACGUCCAAGUCAGCUCCAACAAAAACAACAAGUAAAAGAAUUGGCUCUACCUAUGAGAAAACAUUUUCUGCUCCAAAGAAAACGGAAAAAGUUGUCAAAGAUCCGAUUCGAACAAUCACGGGGCGAAAGGAUGUUCUUGCAAAAGAAGGGAUCAUGCCCACAAAGCAUCCUGAAAAGUCAAACGCAGUUAGAGGAACCAUAGCCAAAAAGCUUGGUGUUCAAUCAUCGACCAAGGACAUGUCUGCCAAUCCUAAAAUCUCAAAACAAGUCACUGGUGCUUUUGGUAGAGACCAGUGGGACAUUGAGUUUGAGGAGGAAAAGCUUGAAAACAUUUUACCACAGAGAGUACAAGUACCGAAGUCUGCAGAUGUGGACAACAACACAUUUAAUUGGACAGAAAGACUAGGACGAGGAAAAUGUACUUCAAUUUGUGAUCUUAAUGGAAAACCCACGAUUAAUAUUGAAUCAAGUGCUCUACAUUGGUAUAUAUUAACAUAUGAAGAAAAAUCUUUUUUGGACUUGGAAAGUGAAGAUUUUGAUAUCCACACGUGCCUAAAAAUUCAAAAACCUUAUGAAAAUUCUCUAUUUGCCAUUGUUAUUGACUACGGAAUAAGCAAACGAUUUAAAGACGAGUACAUAGCAGUCAUCAUGAAUUGUGGACAAAAGUAUUGGAAAAUCGAAAAAGUUGAAAGCAAGAAAACUACCCCUGUACAGCAAGCGAUUGAUAAGACACUAACACCUUUAAAAUUGAUGGAUAUUCGAAUUUCCUUGACAGACCGUAAACUGUCCUUGCAAAGCAAUGGUUCUGAAAUUUUCAAUGAUGUCAUUUUACCUCUUUCAACGGAAGGAAGUAAGGAACGAAGAGUUGGUAUGGGUGUCUUCUCGUCGAAAGCAACCGUUUAUUCGUGGAAAGUGUUUGACCCCAAAGAAGAACAAAAAUCGAUUGAUGAGUUACCAUUAAUGGAACGACCAUUCCCUGAAUAUGUCGAUAAAUCUCUUGCAGAAAUGAUAAAAAGAGAUAUUAUAGAGUUCAACCCAAACGUUAAGUGGGACGACAUUGCUGAACUACAUGACGCCAAGCGUUUAUUGAAAGAAGCAGUUGUUCUUCCUCUGUUGAUGCCUGAUAUUUUUGCAGGAUUAAGGUCUCCAUGGAAAGGAGUGUUGUUAUUUGGCCCACCCGGCACAGGAAAGACGAUGGUGGCCCGAGCUGUGGCCACGGAAGGAAAAACAACAUUUUUCAACUGUAGUGCAUCAACACUUGUUUCUAAAUAUCAUGGAGAAUCAGAAAGAUUGGUCAAGACACUCUUUCAACUUGCACGAUUAUACAGUCCUAGCACAGUUUUUUUUGAUGAAAUUGAUGCUUUAAUGAUGACAAGAGGCAGUGCUUCUGAGCAUGAAGCGUCUCGAAGAUUAAAGAGUGAGCUACUUUCUCAGAUCGAUGGAAUUAACAGCCAAAACAGCAGAGUAAUGGUGCUUGCCACGACAAAUAAACCGUGGGACCUGGAUGAAGCUAUGAGAAGGCGUCUUGAAAAAAGAAUUUAUAUACCUCUUCCAGAUGAGAAAACACGCGAGGCCUUGUUUAAAAAUUUCCUUAAGGAACAAGAACUCGAGCCAGAUGUUUCAAUUGAGGCUCUGGCAUCCAUGACAGAAGGAUACAGCGGAGCGGAUAUUCAUCUGAUAUGUAAAGAAGCAGCAUUACGUCCACUACGAAAGGAACUUGAAACCAAGUCCACAGAGGAAAUCAUGAAGCUAAAAGAAGAAGGGAAAUUAAGGUUGAGUUUGAAAAUGGAGGAUUUCUCAGAAUCAAUCAAAAACAUGAAACCAAGCGUUUCAGGAAAUGAGGUGGACAAGUAUCUAAAAUUUGUGAAAGAAUUUCAAAGUGUGUAA